GAGAAACAUGAGGAGCAGGAUAAAAUGCCAGUCCCAGAUCCUUCACUAGCAGGGCUUUUGUUACCACUGGACGAGUACUCCCCAGAGAUCAAAGCAGACCAGAAAGCCACAGCCCUGGGUCUGGAAGAGCAUCUGUUGCAAAACAAAGCUUUAUCUCAGGUGACAGGUGGGAGCUCAGCCGCUUUGUUUGGAGGUACCACCAUCUUACCCUGCAAACUGACGCAACAACUGAAGGACGACGAGUCUCUCGAACAGAUUUCAUGGAAGAGAAAAACGAAAGGAAAGCCACAGACGGACAAUUUCUUGACCAUCAAAUCUGAUAAAGUUCAGUUUGUCAAUGGGGAUGAUAAAAGAUUUAAAUUUAUUGGGGAUUUUCACCAAAAAAACGGCAGUCUCCAGUUAUCGAAUGUAAAUCUGGACGAUGAGGGGACCUACACCUGCAUCUUCUCUGUGUUCCCAACUGGGACUUUCAAGACAGAUAUACCUCUAAGCGUACUUGUUUCACCGUCGAUAAUCGUGAGGGAUGACAAGCCCACUCUGGGAGACAAAGACGUUCUUCUUGCAACCUGCACAGCUGCUGACGCCAAGCCAGCUCCCAGUGUGGAGUGGGACACCAGUACCCUGAAACAGACUGUGACCAAGAACAGUAGCUUGACUCAAAAUACCAAUGGAACAUUCACCAGAACGACCACAUUAUAUGGAAGACCUACCAAAGAAAUUCAUGGCAGUUCUGUCCGGUGUGUUGUCAGCCACGAAGCUCUGGUUGAACAAAAGACUUGGUCUUUCGAAAUACAGGUCUACUACCCCCCUGAGGAAGUGAAGUUGGAGAAAAAAGACGAGGACUCUUUUAUCUGCAUGACUGAAGCUAACCCGAGAGCUACCUUUACUUGGACCAGAAAUGGACAACCUUUACCACAUCUUGUCAGUCCACAUGGUGCAAUGCUGCAGUUUACAAAGCUGACGACUGAUCUAAGCGGCCUCUAUCAGUGYGAAGCAACUAAUGAACUUGGGAGCAGAAGCGGUUUCCUUUAUUUGAACGUGCCUCGAGGGGACAAAAUUGGUUGGAUCUUUUUUAGUGUUCUUUUGAUCCUGAUUGUUGCUGCAACUUGUGCUGUACUGUGCUUAAUGAAAUACGAGAUUAUUCCAAGAUAUUCAUUCCUUCAACGUGAUGAGGUGCAGCGGGUCCCAACAUCUUCAAAUUCACCAGAACCCAAAGCACAGGAGGAGGCGGUGUCGUUAGAUCCAGUAACCUAAACCAGACCUCUAUGAAGCAACAAGACCAGCACCAUUGGCAUGUUKGGAAACAAAGUCUCUGUCACUCAUGUCCAUUCAUUUUAGACUGUGGCUUUGUGCGUUAGUUUGUGUGGUGUACUCAGACAACAGUGAUCAUUCUAAAACAGAGAUGGUUUGCCGUCAAAGGAAGAGUCAGAAAUUUUGUCUUCCAGUAGGUGAUUUUUUUUUUUUUUUUUUUCAAAGCAAGCGAAGGCUUCAUGUUACAUCAGUGUGGGAUUGUAUGCUUUAAUCUGCUGAUUCAAAGCAAAGCCGCRGAAUGCUGCUUUUCAUUUUUAUCUGCUGGGUUACAAACGACUGAACAAUUGCUAAAUCUGUUUAAACCAAAUUUUUACCCCUAUAAACAUCAAAAGUUGCACAACAUUAAGUGCCACGUGUUAUGGAUGUUAAUUGUUUCAUUUUUAUUUAACAUGUUGGUUGUGAAGAAUUAGUUAUAUUAUUGGUUUUAUAGUUCUUUAAACUAUUUUUACUUUAAAAUCAAAAUAGAAAGACAAAUGCAUUUUGUAGUAAGAAUGUAGUAGUACUGUACCAUGAUUGUUCUAACAGUUUAGUCAUACUCUAAUAGUUUGUGUAGGUCAUGGUACAAGCAUGGUGGUAAUCCAGUGUGAAGGAGCUGUGAAGAUGACACCAUUUCUGAAUCUGAACUGAAUUUCUCAUAGAUGCCUUAGUAGAGAUCAUCAUUUACGACAGCAGAAAACGUGAAWAAGUCAUGACAGUCUGACAGGUGAGGGCAGUGUGGUUCCAGCACACUGCAGCUCAAAGGACCUCAUCUCAUACUCUUAGUUUUUUUAUAAGAUUUUGCAUUUCUUUAUUUCAAAAUAGCCACUGUUUAACAAACCACACGUGUCACUCAUUAAGGUUUUAAAAGAUGUAGUGAUUUAAAAUAGUCUAAAUUCUUACACCAGUGAAACUGUUUGAAGCUAAUCUCCUGACCUUUCUGUUUGCAGUUUGCAUGUUCUCCCCCUGCAUGUGUGGGUUUUUCUGACUUCUUCUGAUUCCUCCCACAGACUAACAUCGUGUAUUUUGGUUAAUUUGUGAAUCUAAAUUGUCCCUAGAUGCAGGUAGGAUKGGAAGUUGUUUGUGUCCUGCGGUGGAUGUACACCGCCCUCUCAUACACUAACUGCUGGAUAUGGGCACCAGCUCCAUGCAAUGAGAAAUACAACAUAAUAGAUUUUUCUAAAAAGGAAAAAAAAAAGAUGUUCUUUUGCCAGAUAAAUAUCUAAGAACAUUUAAAGUUUUUAGUUCUUAUACUGCUGUAUCAUUUUUAAAGCUUUGAAGGACCAAGCUGUUGCUGUAAAGACACUAGUCAGUGAUAAAUCUCUAACAUCUAACAUGAUGCUGAUCRUUUUUCUCAUUAGACCAGUGGUUCUGUAUUUAAAAUAAAUUCUUCAAACAGUA
Messenger RNA from Austrofundulus limnaeus, 2688 nucleotides. Its product is annotated as nectin-1. The record is from RefSeq and is a predicted model, not a curated record. The transcript is spliced from 9 exons. Lineage: Eukaryota; Metazoa; Chordata; Actinopteri; Cyprinodontiformes; Rivulidae. Gene Ontology annotation, biological process: homophilic cell-cell adhesion; heterophilic cell-cell adhesion. Gene Ontology annotation, cellular component: adherens junction. The coding region runs from base 25 to 1254 and encodes 409 amino acids.